UUCAGAACAGAACAGAUACAGCCAACCUUCCGAAAUAACCUUCGCCACUAUGAGGACCUCAAUUGCACUAUUAAUCCUUGGCGCGUUGAUCCUUGCGUCGAUGGCGGAAAAUGCUGCCCAUCCGAGGGAAAAACGAGCAGCUAGCGAACAGGCCAGUGCAGUCGUGGAGAAAGUCAUGGAGAAAGGCAUGGUGUUUGCUGGUAACGUUAUUGAAAAGUUGAAAAACAGUGAAGUGGCCCGCCAGCUGCUUGGCAAAGUGUUGGGAGCGGUGGGUGAGCAACGCGGCAAGCGUUCGAUACAAAUCGAUGCUGCGCUCACAAACUACAAUACGGCCCACUACCAAAAGCUGGAGGUACAUAAAAGCCUUACUAAUGAUGCAGGGGGAAAUAAAAUCCCAGCCUGUCCGAUCGGUCAGAACGAGCUGAACUUGAUUGAAACCGUUUCGAUUGCUGUGCAGCAUGCGCUCGGAGCGGUCAACAAGGUCAUAAAUGGGCAAAAGGUAGCAUUCCCAGUACCGAAGCCAGUGGCGACUGUUGCGGCGUAAAAGAAAUAUUACUCCAAUUCCAAACAAGCAAAUUGUUACUGAAUCAAUAAAACACGUUGUAAGCAGCCAUA
Anopheles stephensi (Asian malaria mosquito) is the source of this 615-nucleotide messenger RNA. RefSeq lists its product as uncharacterized. NCBI's taxonomy places the organism in Eukaryota, Metazoa, Arthropoda, Insecta, Diptera, Culicidae. The transcript is spliced from 3 exons. The coding region runs from base 50 to 544 and encodes 164 amino acids. The record is from RefSeq and is a predicted model, not a curated record.